UUUGAGUUUUGCUUAACCUUAUCUUUUAUUUUCUUCCUUUUAGCUCUCAAGACUGCCGAUAUCGUGUUUUUGGUUGCUAGCAGCAAUGCAUCUUCCCCUUAUGUUAAAACAUUUAUUAGCAAAACAAUAAAUAGCUUACCUCUAGGGCCAAAUGAGUAUCGUGCAGCACUUGCUCAGUUCAGCGAUCAGGUAUACAAUGAAUUCCACCUGGAUACCUACAAAGGGAAGAACCAAAUGCUGAACCACAUCAAAAGUAAAUUGGUGUUUAAAGGUGGCCCUUUGAAAACAGGCAAUGCUCUCAGGAAGAUUCAGGAAUCAGUUUACUGGAAAUCAAUCACAGGACAAAACAGGUCCAAGAUUUUGAUAGUUAUGACACCUCAACCAUCUGAGGAUGAUGUGAAAGAAGCUGCUCAAAUGCUGCAGAAGGCUGGAGUGAAGACUGUUGCACUGGGGAUGGAAAAUGCUUCACAUGAUGAACUAUUUCUCAUAGCCACAAAACCAUAUUCUUUCUUUUUUCCUAUAAUGGAAGAACUCAGUUUAUUUUCUCAGAACAUUUCUGGAAUCAUUGUUGAUGCUUUGCACACAGAUCCAUCAAAUAACGGAACAGCAUUAGAAGCUUGUGAUGCUGAUGCAGUUGCUGAUGUUGCUUUCAUAGUUGAUGUGGGCUCAUCACAAACAAACAUCGAAAAGAUUCAAAUAUUUUUAGAGAAGCUGGUAUCGUCUCUGGAUGUGAAGGACAAAUGUAUGAGGAUUGGCUUAGUGACAUAUAGCAAUAAGCCCCAGGCGACAUCUUUACUGAGAAUGGCAACGGAUAAAACUCAUGUCCUGCAGAGCAUUCAAAGUAUUUCUCCCAAGGGAGGAAAGGCCAACUUGGGGCCUGUCAUUCAUUUCACAAAGGAAAAAGUCUUCUCCAAAAGUGCAGGAAGCAGAAAGUCUCAAGGAGUGGAACAAAUAGCCAUUGUGAUCACCCACAGGACUUCGGAAGAUGAUGUGAGUGGUGCAGCAACUGCUCUCAGGAGGGCUGGUGUGACUAUCUUUGCCAUUGGCAUUGAUGCAGCUAACACCACCCAGUUAGCUCAAAUAGUUGCUUACCCUCCAGAAAAACACCUUACUCGCUUAAAAACAUUUUCCCAUUUGCCAAAUAAAACUCAGAUAUUUCAUAAGAAGAUCAUGAAUAAAAUACAGCAAAAGCUUUACUUGGACGCCAAAAGAGCAGAACUUCUCAAAAGAGGAUGUGUGGAUACAGAAGAAGCUGAUAUUUAUUUUCUCAUCGGUGGUUCUUCAAGUAUGAAUUAUUUUGACUUUGCGGACCUAAAAUUGUUUUUGAAAGAAGUAGUCAAAUUUUUUAUGGUUGGACCUAACAAGGUUCGGUUUGGAGUUGUACAGUAUGCUGAAAUCAAUGAGCUGGAAUUUGGACCUGAGGAAUAUGGUAAAACAAGUGACAUCUUGAAAGCCAUCGAAAACAUCCGCCAAUUAAGAGGGAACCCUCACACAGGAAAAGCUUUGAAAUUUAUUCAUCCUUUAUUAAGGAAAUCACAAGGGCAACAUUCUAGAAAUGUUCCCUGUCAUCUGGUGGUAUUAACAGACCAGAUAUCGGAAGACCCUGUGAAGGAACCCGCCAAGAAGUUGAAGAAUGAAAUGGUCAGCAUUUAUGCCAUUGGUAUUAGACAUGCCAAUGAGUCCCAGAUUUAUGAGAUUGCAGAGUCUAAAGACAGAGCUUAUUUUGUGAAUGAUUUUGCCUCUUUGAAACAUAUAAGGAACGAAGUUGUCAGAGACAUCUGUGCUGUAGAAGCCUGCAAGGAAAAGAAAAGCGAUAUUCUCUUUCUGGUGGACAGUUCUAGGAGCAUCAGCCCAGAUAACUUUUUGAAAAUGAAGGACUUUAUGAGUGAAUUAGUGAACAAAUCUGACAUUGGUUUAGACCGUAUGCAUGUUGGUGCCAUCCAAUUCAGCAGCAGAAACAAAGAAGAAUUUCGUCUCAGCCAGUAUGCUACAAAGAGUGACAUCAUCAGAGCUAUUGGGAGAAUGUCUCUUAUGGGACAGAGUACACUUACGGGAGGAGCUCUGCAAUUUGUGUUGGAUUAUUUCAGGCCCAUCAAAGGUUCCCGACCCUACGUUAAGAAAAUUCUUAUACUUAUAACAGAUGGAGAAGCACAGGAUGAUGUAAAAACCCCUGCAGAAGCUUUGCGACAAGAAGGCAUCAUUGUCUAUUCUGUGGGAGUAUUUAAUGCAAACAGAACACAGCUGGUGGAGAUAAGUGGGAAGCCGGAGAUGGUGUUUUACGUGGAAGAUUUUGACAUUCUGAAGCACUUAGAAAACGAAAUCCUCUUUGGAAUAUGUAGCCCAUAUGAUGAGUGCCGGAGAAUAGAACGCCUAGAUAUUGUGUUUGUCAUCGAUGGUUCUGGAAGUAUAGAUCCUAAAGAAUAUGAUAUUAUGAAAGAAUUCAUGAUUUCCCUGGUGAAAAAAUCUGAUGUCAGCCAUGAUCGAGUUCAGUUUGGGGCUGUAAAAUAUUCUGCUGAGCCAGAAACGUUCUUCUAUCUGAACAGAUAUACUACAAAAUCAGCAAUCAUUAGGGCUAUCCAAAAUGAUAAAUCUAUUGGGGAAACAACAUACACAGCCAAGGCACUGAGACACUCAGAAGGUCUUUUCUCGGAGGAGCAUGGGAGCCGUAAACACCGGGGGGUCCCACAAGUUCUUAUAGUGAUAACUGAUGGGGAUUCCCAUGAUGCAGCAGAACUCGAUGAAGUAUCAAAGAAGCUCCGAGCAAAUGGCAUUAUUAUCUAUGCAAUUGGGAUAGAAAGAGCCAGGCCAGAUGAGCUUCUGACCAUGGCGGGAUCCGAAGAUAAAUAUUUUUAUGUUAAUACAUUUGAAGGACUAAAACACCUGUACCCUAGAAUAUCUGAAAAGAUCUGCAGUGUUUCAAAACCAGAAUGUGGGAUUCCAGCUGAUCUGGUCUUCCUUAUCGAUGGGUCGAACAGUAUAAGUGACAGUGACUUUACCAAGAUGAAGAAUUUUCUGCAAGAUGUGGUUCGUCCAUUUGACACCGGUCACAAUGUCCAAGUUGGCAUUGCUCAAUACAGUGACAGGUACCGGAAGGAAUUCAGCCUGAAUAUGUUCUCACACAAAUUGGAACUAGAAACCCAAAUUGGACGAAUUCGGCAGAUGGAAGGACUUCAGACUUACAUCGGGGCAGCUCUUGACAGAGUGAGGAACUUCUUCACACCAGAAGGUGGCAGCAGAGUAAAUGAAAACAUUCAGCAGAUUUUGCUGGUGAUCACUGAUGGACGAUCUCAUGAUAAAGUGGUGAAAGCAGCAGAAGAUCUGAGAAAGAAAGGUGUUGACAUAUAUGCCAUAGGAGUAGGGAGAAUUGACCAUUUGCAGCUUAGUCAGAUAGCUGGCUCCUCAGACAGGAAAUACACAGUUGAUAAUUUCAGCGAACUGAAGGUAAUUAAAAAAAGACUAGUUGAUGAUAUUUGUGAGGAAGAAGAUAAAACAACAUGCUUCAUGGAUGUUGUUGUGGGAAUCGAUGUCUCCUCACAAAAGCAAGGUGACCGUGUCUUUCAAGGGCAAUACCAGCUGGAAUCUCGCCUUCCUCAAAUUGUCAGUGCUCUCACGUCCUUGACUGGUGUGAGUUGUAAACCUGGAUCACAGUCACAAACCAGUGUGGCACUGCAAGUAAAAAACACAGAUCCACCUGUGGCUUCAAAGUUCCAAAUUGACAGUGAAAAGCUUUUGAACAGCCUUGAGGGUACCACUAUCCAGAAUGCAACUCACUUGAAUGUGGAGUUUUUGAAUUCUCUUUGGGAAACAUUCCAAAUGAAAUCUGCAAAUCGAAGAAAGGUGCUACUCAUAUUUUCGGAUGGCUUGGAUGACAGAAUAGAAAUCCUGGAGGAGAAGUCAGAAGAACUUAGGGAAAAAGGACUGGAUGCAUUGAUAACCGUUGUUCUGGAAGGACCUUCAAAUUUUAAUGACCUUCAGUACAUUGAGUUUGGAAAAGGAUUUGAAUACAAGACACAGCUGAAUAUUGGCAUGAGAAAUAUUGACAGUCAGUUGAUCAAGUAUAUGACCAACAUUGCUGAACGCACCUGUUGCUGUGUGUUUUGCAAAUGCAUUGGUGACGCGGGAGAAGCUGGUGAGGAAGGAAGAUAUGGGAUGGAGGGUCUUCAAGGACUUAAAGGAAGCCCUGGACAUGCAGGAAAUGAAGGCGAACCUGGUCCAAGAGGGUUACCAGGACCAGAGGGAGACAGAGGUUACAUAGGUUGUAGAGGUAACCGAGGCCCUAAGGGACAGAGAGGAAUAAUUGGUCGAAAGGGAAACAGUGGAGAGAAAGGAAUGGAUGGCAUUAACGGAGAGCCAGGGUCAUCUGGGCUUCCAGGAAUUAAAGGUGAAAAGGGUGAAUCAGGCUAUCAGGGCAGCCCAGGAUCAAAAGGAGUCCUCGGAGAACGUGGUGAAAAGGGUUUUCGAGGACAUCCUGGUGCCUCUGGAGUAGAUAAGAAUGUGGCAGGACCAAGAGGUUUACAAGGGGAGAGAGGAAGAGGGGUAACUUGUUUUUUAUCAUCUGAUUUUUUUAAUCACCACACAAUGAAAAUAGCUGUCUGGGGACCUUAUCCUACUAUGGCGGUGAUUAGCUCCAUUGCGUUAAUAAGAAAUCAUAUCAUGACAUUUAUCAGUGCCCAUACCAUGGUGUUGUUUCUUGCCUUUUCUCCUGAAAUUAUCCAUUCUCAGACUUAUCACUCUUACUGUAAAAUUGGGGACAAGGCAUACAUCCAAGUGACUUGUAACUCACAUUCCUUGUUUUGUCUCCAGGGUGAGAGGGGACCAACAGGCCUUACAGGAUUGCCAAAUUCCAAAGGAGCAAGGGGACACCAAGGUCAAAGAGGUCCUCAAGGCCCUCAGGGAAGAAGAGGAUCACAGGGAGUCAGUGGUUUUCCAGGACAGCAAGGAUUUAAAGGUCCACAGGGUGAAAGAGGAAUUCGGGGAAUGAAGGGAAGGAAAGGAGAUCAAGGAAGCAAAGGGUUUCCAGGCCACUCAGGAAUAGCAGGUCCACCAGGGAUUCCUGGGAACUGGGGAACCAAAGGGAGUAAGGGCCAGCCUGGUGAGCCUGGGAUGAAAGGAGAGAUCGGACUACCUGGAUCUUGGGGAAUGAGGGGAGCUGAUGGUCCCCUUGGCUAUGGUGGGGCAGGAAAUAAAGGAGUUAAGGGCCAGAAAGGAUUUCCUGGAGAUAUAGGACAGGAGGGUGAUGUUGGUGACACUGGAAUUCCAGGAGAACAUGGACCAAAAGGGAUUCGUGGGCAAAAGGCAAGUGGAAACUUUAUGUUUUAUCUUAACUCAGUUUUUGUGUGGCUAGAUAUUUUUUCAACCCCCCCCCGACCCCUUCUUGGUCCUGCAGGUGCUUCUGGUAUGAAGGGGACACCAGGAAAUCGAGGUCCUCCAGGACGCAGGGGUAUUAAGGGUGAAAAGGGUGUUGCUUCCUUUUCGCCCUGUGAGCUCAUUGCUUAUAUUCAGGAGCACAGCUCUUGUUACGAAGGUGGGUCUGUUUUCUUCCAGAAUUCUUUUUCUGUGUUACCAAUUGCUUUGUUUUGCAUGCUAGGAAGACUGGAAUGCCCAGUGUAUCCCACUGAGUUGGUAUUUGCCUUGGAUGUUUCCCAUGACACCACACCCCAGCUAUUUCAAAGAAUGAAGGAGAUUGUCAUAGAAGUUGUCAACAAUACCAAAAUUAGGGAAAGCAAUUGCCCGGAGGGAGCCAGAGUGGCUGUCGUGUCCUACAGCUCAGAUACCGACCAUCUCAUUCGCUUUUCCGAUUUCCACAGGAAGAGGCAAUUGAUUCAAGAACUUGCUGCUCUUUCUUAUCAGAGAUUGGCAAAUAAAGCAGACCUUGGUCGGUCUAUGAGAUAUGUUGCCAGGAAUAUCUUCAAGAGAACUCUCCCAGGGGCAACCGUGAGGAAAGUUGCUGUAUUUUUCAGCAGUGGUCAAUCUGUUAAUCUAAAUUCCAUCAACACAGCAAUCUUGGAAUUCAGUGCUUUCGAUAUUGUUCUGGCAGCCAUUACUUUUAAUAGCACUUCUGAGAUCAAUCGUGCUUUAACGAUGGAUGAUUCUGAAAAGUUUCAAGUCAUUACCAUUCCCAGGAGAGGAGAUUAUACACCCUUUUUACAUAAACUACUGCUAUGUACCCUAUGCUACGACAAAUGCAACCCAAAUCUUGCUUGUGAACAUACCAGAAGAAAUCAGCCACCAUGGGCGUAUGUGGACAUUGCUUUUAUUUUAGAUAGCUCAUGGAAAAUGAACCCCAGUGAAUUUGAGAAGCUGGGGAGUUUCUUAAGCAGGGCUCUUGACAAUUUUGUGGUUUCUUCUGAUCCUGUAAUUUCUUCACUUGGUGACAGAGUAGCUAUAGUGAGCCAUGCACCAUCACUCUUCCAAACUCAAAUACAGAAAAAUCCAGUAAAGAAAGAGUUUGACUUGGUGACCUAUGGUGAGACACGGUUGAUGAAGAAGCAUAUCCAGGAAUCCCUUCAACAUCUAGGUGGAGCUCCUGCGGUUGGCCAUGCCAUUCAGUGGACUCUUAACCACAUUUUUUCAUCAGCUCCCAGCCCAAGAAAACACAAAGUUAUUGUGGUCAUAUCUGCUGGGGAAUCAAGCCCGUGGGAUAAAGAUUUAUUAAAGAAAGUGUCUCUCAGAGCCAAAUGCCAAGGCUAUGCCCUGCUGGUACUUUCUUUGGGACCUACUUACAAUACUACAGAACUUGAGGAGGUAGCAAGCCCACCAUUGGAGCAGCACUUAAUUCAGCUUGGGAGAAUCCACAAACCUGAUUUGGAUUAUGCACUUCAGUUCCUGAAAACAUUUCUACACCUCCUUCGGAAUGGAAUCAAUAGCUAUCCGCCAGCUGAACUCAGAACAAAAUGUAACAAGAUCAACAUUCAGAAAACCAAAUACACAUCAAGGAGUCUCAGUCUCAUAUGAUUAGAAGAUCACAUCAUCGUCCUGAUAUGAAAAAAAAAGAGAAACGUUCUUUAUCAUUGAUCAGAAGGCAUUUGUAUGUUCCCAGUUACAUCCAACUGUGUCGUUUGUCUCUUUGAAAUGUUUCAAAUGUGCUCAACUCCUGGGAAUCACAAGCUCUAAUGAGAUAAAUCACAGGAAAUCCAUGGAGGAGGUCUUAUCGUUUUUACUUUUCAAAGAAAACGUGAUAUAUCAAUUUAACAAGGCUGUAUCUUCUAAUGCACAACAUCUGGAGAGACAUACUUGCCUAGCCCUGCUCUACAAAAUUGCCUGGAAGAACCUAAAUGCAAAGGUAUCUCAGACUUUCCUUUGAAUGUGUGAAAGGAACCGCAGUUAGAAGACUUGAAUGUAAGGAAUUAUGAUCAGAUUUCCUUGUAUUUACAUUUGAACUGGAGAGUGCUUGUGCUGAACUUUGACUUCUACCUACAUUCACUAAUGCUUACCAUGGCACUGCAUAGUAUAAUGACAUCAACAGUGGUAUAAAGUCCCCAUUUCAAGGAUGGGCAUCUUGUAGCCCUUCAGAUGGCAGAUCCCAUCAUUCUUCAUCAAUGGCUAUCCUGACCAAGGUUCAUGAGAGUUGCAGCCCAUCAGCAUUUGGAGAGCUGCCUUACCCUCCCGUCCCAGCAAAAUGAGCAAAGCUAUGUCUGUUAUAUAUUGCUUACCAUGCACUUUACAAGUUGAAAUUUACUUUCAAAACAAACAAGUAUCAGUUUAAAUAUUGUUUCUCAUUGUAAAGUAUCGCAUUGGCAUGUAUGUGGCUUGGCUAGAUCUCUGCUGGAAUCCAGCCAGGAUUGCUGAACUGCACUGUUAAACUGGUGAAUGUUCCUUCGGAAAUGUUUGUCACUUAAGCCAUUUUGUAAAAACCUUGGCUACUCAGUAAUGUUUCUGUUUUGGCAAGAUGCAAUGUAAUGACCUCUGUUUGACUGAGCAUUGUUGACGUAAUUGUAUUACAUGGCCUGUAUCCGCUAAUGUAUUUGGCAGUUUAAAGGGUCCUGGGUUUUUAAAACAUAGAAAGUAAAUAAAAUAAGGAAUAUUGUGUGCUACAGUGGCACAUGCAAUAAAGUAACAUGUUUAUUUUU
Molecule: messenger RNA, 8069 nt
Organism: Anolis carolinensis (green anole)
Lineage: Eukaryota; Metazoa; Chordata; Lepidosauria; Squamata; Anolidae
Product: collagen alpha-6(VI) chain
Exons: 35
Source: RefSeq, a predicted model, not a curated record